AGUGACAUCGAUUGCAUCGGUGCUCGACUUCUCUCCACUGACCUCUUCAGUCGAUUGGUUUCGUCUUUCUCUUCCUCACAUGUUUCAUAUUUGAAGGGAAGAAACAUGGCUGCGACAACCAGUGAAGUCCAGAUUGUUCCUGCCAAAAAGCCCACAGUGCGAGGACCACGGCGGGUAGCCAAUCAAAUUCCAGAUGAGAUCCUGCAAGACCCCGAGUUACAGGAGGCGAUCAAAGCCCUGCCUGCAAAUUACAACUUUGAGAUCCACAAGACAAUUUGGCGACUGAGACAAGCAAACUCUACAAGAGUGGCUCUGCAGCUUCCAGAGGGCCUGCAGAUGUUUGCCUGUGUCAUCGCUGACAUCAUUGAGAGGUUCACGGAGGCAGACACCAUUGUGAUGGGGGACGUGACGUACGGGGCCUGCUGCGUGGACGACUUCACCGCCCGAGCCCUGGGAGCCGAUUUCAUGGUGCACUACGGCCACAGUUGUCUCAUCCCCAUAGACUCCACCUCAGGUAUUAAGAUGCUGUACGUGUUUGUGGACAUCCAGAUGGACAACGCACACUUCCUGGACACGGUCAAGUUCAACUUCCCUCCCGCGCAAUCUCUGGCACUCGUCAGCACUAUUCAGUUUGUGGCGGCGCUGCAGGCUGUGAGCACAGCCCUCAAGACAGAGUAUGACGUGCUGGUCCCACAGUGUCGACCUCUGUCACCUGGAGAGAUUCUGGGCUGUACCUCCCCUCACUUGGACCGCCACGUCAACGCCGUAAUAUAUCUGGGAGAUGGAAGAUUUCACCUGGAGUCAAUCAUGAUCGCAAACCCAGACAUCCCUGCUUACAGAUAUGACCCCUACAGUAAGAUCUUCUCCAGGGAGUACUAUGACCACGAAGCCAUGCGCGCCUUAAGGCUCGAGGCUAUCGACAAGGCUCGAUCGGCGAAGAGAUGGGGCCUGAUCAUGGGCACGCUGGGCCGGCAGGGGAGCCCCAAAGUCAUGGAGCACAUGGAGACAAGGCUCCAGUCUUUGGGCAAGUCCUUCACUCGAGUGCUCCUGUCUGAGAUUUUCCCAGGCAAGCUGGAUCUGAUGCAGGAUAUAGAUGCGUGGAUCCAGAUCGCUUGUCCUCGCCUUUCCAUCGAUUGGGGCACAGCCUUCACUAAGCCCCUGCUGUCUCCAUAUGAGGCUGCUGUGGCUCUGCAGGAGGUCAGCUGGAAGGAAGUCUACCCCAUGGACUUCUACUCCAAUCAGAGCCUGGGGCCAUGGGCACCCAACCACCCUGACCACCAACCGGUGCGGCCCACGCGCAGACAGACUCAGAAACAAGGCUCGGAGCCAGCCCUUCCUACCAAGCAGUGUGGGCAGAACCGGUGCUGUCAAGGGGAAUGAAGCGUCAUUUUCCAGCUGUCUUUCGACUCGUCUCGUGCCUGCCGACGCGUCUGCCUUCUGCUAACAGCUGGAGGGAGGUCGGAAACCGGAAGAGGAGAGCGUCCAGACAGUGUAUCAGUGAGCACAGCUAAAGCCAGAGGAGCCCUCCGCCGCUCCUCAAAACGGAUUACCAGCCAUAAAUAAUCCCUCAUUUUACAGCACGGCGGAUCAAACCAAAUGUCACUGCUCUUAUUCACGUUUUUCUGAGCUUCAAAAAAUACAAGCAGCUGCUUGUGUGUUUGAGGUCACGCAUGUUCACAUUCAUCCAUGAAGGAGCUGCUCUCUGCUGCUGCUGCUGUGCUGAGAAUGAAAUUCUUCCUGCACAGAGGGGGAAAUGCGUGGGCCUCUCUGUAAACGCACACGUCGCUUUUGUGACUGUUCCAGAGAGAGAGAACGCGCCGGAUGACCUUGAGUACGUUAUAUGGAAUUAAAGUGUUAAUGUGGGUGGAUUUAGUCAAUCCACUUGUCCUUGGACAAACCACAGUAUGUUUCCCUUCACGCUACUUUUCAAAGACAGUCACAGACAUAUUGUACCAAGCACUUUUAUUUGAUGUACACAGCGUUAUUUGAUGUAUACAAGAGUGUAAUGCGGAUGCUCAAAAUGUGAUGCACUAUGACAUAACCUCUCUGUCUUGCUUUCCUAGUCAAACAAUAAAUCAGAAGUGGAACCUUA
This is a messenger RNA of Sebastes umbrosus (honeycomb rockfish), 2092 nucleotides long. It is a transcript of the gene dph1, whose product is annotated as diphthamide biosynthesis 1. Gene Ontology annotation, biological process: protein histidyl modification to diphthamide. The record is from RefSeq and is a predicted model, not a curated record. The transcript is spliced from 12 exons. The coding region runs from base 106 to 1380 and encodes 424 amino acids. Lineage: Eukaryota; Metazoa; Chordata; Actinopteri; Perciformes; Sebastidae. Gene Ontology annotation, molecular function: 2-(3-amino-3-carboxypropyl)histidine synthase activity.